Molecule: messenger RNA, 7269 nt
Organism: Nerophis ophidion (straightnose pipefish)
Lineage: Eukaryota; Metazoa; Chordata; Actinopteri; Syngnathiformes; Syngnathidae
Gene: pcdh15a
Product: protocadherin-related 15a
Exons: 40
Coding region: 507-7103 (2198 amino acids)
Biological process (GO): inner ear development; sensory perception of sound; homophilic cell-cell adhesion
Cellular component (GO): stereocilium; catenin complex; plasma membrane
Molecular function (GO): calcium ion binding; cadherin binding
Source: RefSeq, a predicted model, not a curated record
UUCAGAAUCCCACUAUCUCUUCAGAUGUGCGGCGAGGCGUCCCAGUCGCUGCAGCUCGGAUCCGAAAUGUACGCCAGGAAAACUCACUCGCCGGAUGUCUCUCUCAGUUCCGGAGAGCCGCCCGCGUCCGUGAACGCAUCACAACUUCAGCCGGCGCGCCGGAGAAAGUGAAGCCGGCGCCAGUCGCUGGCUGCCGGGCUUGGGGUGGUGUUGCUUGGCGGUGGUGGUGGUGGUGGUGGAGAUUAGAGGCGAGGAGAUCCCCCCUUUUUUUUGGAAGGAAGAUUACAGGCUUGGGCACAUGUGAAGGACACAACAGAAUUAGGAAUUAGGUCAUGCGCGACCUACCUGCCGUCUUUAUUCUACUGAACAUUUGUGCCACGAUGACCUUUGGCGCACUUGGAAUAAAGCGGACGCACCUGUGAGGUGUGUUUGUUUGCUUCGAGCAAAGAUGUGGUGUCAUCAACCAAACUCCAAUCAGGUCGGCAGGCGAUAAGGCUGCACGGAAGAUGCGAAGGGGCCGGUGUUUCAUCAGAUGUUUGGGCUCAGGACUGGCCCUGGUCUAUCUGCUCCACCUGGUCUGGGGCCAGGACACGGACGACUGGCAAUAUGAGGAGUGCAAGUUGUCCCGGCCCGGCCCCCCGGCGACGAUAGUGACCAUCGACGAGGAAAGCCCAAACGGUACGGUCCUGGUGGAGAACAUGCAGAUAAAUGGCCGUGCCCAGGACCCCGGCAGAACCAUCUCUCUGACUUUGCUGGACAACCAGGACUACUGGGUGAUCCUGGAACCCAGGCGACAGAGGCUCUACCUCAACAGCACCGGUCGCGUCCUGGACCGAGAUCCUCCCAACUACAUCAUGACCAUUGUGGUCCAGGUCCAGUGCACCAAUGAGUUGGUCGGCACCGUCAUUUUCCACGAGGUGCGGAUCGUGGUGAGGGACCGCAAUGACAACACGCCACGUUUUCAGCAGCCACGCUACUAUGUGGCAAUCAACGAGCUCACCCCAGUGGGAACCAGCAUUUUCACUGGCUUCUCGGGGAGGAACGGAGCCACGGACAUCGAUGACGGACCCAACGGACAUAUAGAAUACAGCAUUCUUUACAACCCCAAUGAUCCGCCCUCCAACAGCACGGUGAGCGUCGCUAACACCCUAUCGGGACACAUCGUUCUGGCGGAGAGGCUCAACUACGAGGAGAGAACGCGCUACCUUGUUUUGGUCCAAGCCAACGACCGCGCUCCGUACCCUCCCAACAGACGCACCGCCACCACCACCCUGACGGUGGACGUCCUAGACGGGGACGACCUUGGACCCAUGUUCCUGCCUUGCGUUUUGGUCAACAACACCCAGGACUGCAACCCCCUCACCUACCACGCCGCUAUCCCUGAAUUCACUGAACCGAGCAAGUUGAACCCUCUCAACGUGACCCCUCCCAUCCGGGCCGUGGACAUGGACAGAAACAUCCAACCCCCGUCUGACAGACCCGGCGUGCUGUACCACAUCCUGGUUGGCCAUCCAGCCACCUAUCCUAAGUACUUCUCCCUGAACAAGUCCACGGCGGAGCUGCGUGUCCUGCAGCCCAUCAGCAGGGACUUGUUUCAGACCUUCACGCUGGUUAUUAAGGCUGAGCAGGACAACGGUCACCCGCUGCCGGCCUACGCCGACCUGGUGAUCCAGAUCCUGGAUGAGAACAACCAGGCGCCGUUCUUCCAGUUCAUGACCUAUCAGGGCUACGUGAGCGAGUCGGCGCCGGUGGGUACGACCAUUUCGGCCGGCAUCAACCUCACCUCGCCGCUGGAAAUAAUCGCUCUGGAUAACGACAUAGAGGAGACUCGAGACCCCAUGCUGAAGAUAACCCAAGACGACUACCAGGCCAUAUUCAGCCUGACCUCCGCUGGAAUAAUCCGCUACCUGAGGCUGCUGAAACCCGUGGACCGCGAGAGGCAGAUGACCUACACCUUCACGCUGGUGGCAUCGGAUGGCGUCCAGCAGAGUGGUCCCGUCACGGUCAAUAUCUUGGUCAUCGAUGCCAACGACAACACGCCCACAUUUGCUCAGGUGUCCUACAACGUGGACUUAUUCACAGACAUGCAACCUGGGGAGACCGUGCUGCAGUUAUCAGCAGAGGACGCCGACGAGGGGCUAAACGGUCUGGUGACCUACGAGAUACUGGCCGGGGCCCAGGGACACUUUGUCAUCAAUAACCGCACCGGCCGCAUCACGGUGGCCCCGGGUGUCACGCUCGCUGUCGGACGAUCAUUCGCCCUGACCGUCAAGGCGUCUGAUAAUGCGCCGGAGUCCCUGAGAAGGAGCUCCAUCACCACGGUCUACAUCGAAGUGUUGCCGCCCAACAACCAGAGUCCCCCGCGCUUCCCCUUGGUCAGCUACAGUCUGGAGGUCAGCGAGGCCACCAGGAUCGGAGCUAUCCUGCUCAAUCUGCAGGCCACAGACCGAGAAAACGACCCCAUCACAUAUCACAUUCUCAGCGGGGAUUCCCAGAACCUGUUCAACCUCUCCGAGACGAUUGGACUUCUUAUUCUGGAAAAACCUCUGGACCGGGAAACCACGGACCGCUACCGUCUGGUCGUCACAGCCUCGGAUGGCAACCCCGGAGGGACGUCCACCACGACCGUCGGCGUCGUCGUGACCGACGUCAACGACAAUGAUCCAGAAUUUGAAGACGCCGCGGCGCCCUUGAACUUCACGGUCCAAGAAGAGAAGGCCAAUCUGUUCGUGGGACAAGUCAAGGCCACGGAUCCAGAUGCGGGGGCUAAUGGCCAAGUUCACUACCGCAUCGUGAAUCAUCCUGACUUGUUCGUAAUCAGCGCCAACGGCAGCAUCUACACCCGGGUCCCGCUGGACCGGGAGCUCAGGAGCCGCUACGAGCUGGUGGUGGAAGCCUCGGACGGGGCGGUGGACCCCCGGCGCACCACCUUGACCCUGACGGUGGAGGUGAAGGAUAUCGACGACAACAGCCCCGUCUUCUCUCAGCAGGCGUACGCGGUGAGCGUGCCGGAGAACAGCCCCGUGGGGACGGUCAUCCUGACGCUCAGCGCUGCGGAUGCAGACCUCUUUUCCAACAUCACCUACCGUAUCAAGUCGGAAUCGGCCCGCCGGCUCUUUUCCCUGAACGCCAUAACGGGCGAGCUGGCCGUGCUGCAGACUCUGGACUUUGAGGACCUGGCGGCCAUGGGAAUGACGGGGGCGUUCUUCACCUUCCUGGUAGAAGCCGUGGACCAGGGAAGCACCACGCCGCCGGGGCAGGCCACCGUCACGGUCCGCAUCACGGACAUGAACGACUUCUCUCCAGUGUUUAGCCAAGUCCUGUACAAAGGCAUGGUGGCACCCAAUGCAGAGAAGGGGACAGUCAUCACUACUGUGUUUGCCGAGGACCAGGACCCGCCUGACACUCCGGCCAGUUUGGUCCGCUACAGGGUGGACCAGGACAGGUCACCCUACAGCGGCAGCAUCUUUGACGUGGAGGAGGACACUGGAAGAGUCGUCACUAAAGUCAACCUCAACGAAGAGCCCAGUCUUAUCUUUCAAUUGUUUGUUAUCGCCUUUGACGCCGGUGAGCCUGUGAAGACUAACAGCACAGUAGUGGAGAUCACUGUCCUUCAGCCCUCGCGCAUCCCCAUAUUCACCCAGGAGGAGUACAGGUUUGCGCCCGUCAGCGAGCUGGCGCCGCCGGGUACACCUGUGGGGACCAUUCUAGCUGCCGCCAUCAACCAGACCAUCUACUACUCCAUCGUGGCGGGAAAUGAUUUAGGUCAUUUCCGUGUGAACAACAGAACUGGCGUCAUCUCCACAGCGAAGCCGUUGGAUUAUGAAAAUGUGACCGCUUAUGUCCUGAGGGUGCAGGCUGACUCCCUGCUGGUGGUUAUGUCCAACCUGCGCGUGCCUUCCAAAACAAACACAGCCAAGGUGUUCCUGGAGGUGCAGGAUGAGAACGACCAUCCUCCCGUCUUCUCCAGGACUCUGUACAUCGGCGGUGUGACCGAGGACGCCAAACUCUUCAGCUCGGUGCUCAGGAUCGUGGCCAGCGAUCCAGACACGGGGAACUUCAGUGCCAUGGCGUACCGCCUCAUCAUACCUCCUACGGCAGAGGGACAGGACAGCUUUGUCAUCGAGACCUACACCGGCAUCCUCAAGUCGGCCAUCAUGUUCCGAAACCUGCGCAGGUCUUACUUCAAGUUCGAGGUCAUCGCCACCGAUGAUUACGGGGAGGGUUUGAGCAGCAGCGCCGAAGUGGUGGUGUCCGUGGUCAACGCACUGGACAUGCAAGUCAUCGUGUCCACUGUCUCACCCACUCUGGUUGAAGAGAACAGGGACCAACUCAUAAGCAUUUUGGAGCGCCACGUCCAGGACCAGAUCCCGGGCGCGAAGGUGAUCGUGGAGUCCAUCGGACCACGUCGUCACGGCGAAGGCUUUGAGCUGGAGGACUACAGCAAGUCGGACCUGAUGGUGUACGCCAUCGACCCGCUGACCAACAGAGCCAUUUCCAGACAGGAACUCUUCAAAUUCCUGGAUGGGAACGUUCUGGAAAUCAACAAGGAGUUCCAGCCCUACCUGGGCGAAGGCGGCCGGAUCCUGGAGAUCCGCUCGCCGGACAUCGUGGCGAGCGUGAAGAAAGCGGCCCAAGCAGUGGGCUACACGGAGGGCGCCCUCCUGGCCUUGGCCAUCAUCAUCAUCCUCUGCUGCAUCCCUGCCAUCCUCAUCGUCAUGGUUACCUACAAGCAGUUCAAAGAGCGGCAGGCGGAGUGCGCUAAGACGGCCAGGAUUCAGAUGGCGUUGCCACCGGGCGGCAAGGCGGCACCCACCGCCGCUGGAGGGGCCAACCUGUAUGAAGAGCUCGGGGACAGCAGCAUGCGAGGAGGCUACGGCAGGCCGCAUCAGCAACUGCUGAGACCAUCUCUCCUGAGACCUGAGGAACUCUCCAUGGAGUCCGGCAUCGACCCGGGACAGGACUACUACCAGCAGGACUACUAUAACUACGAUCAAGGGUACGACAUCCCUCAGUACGGCAGUCGCCGGAGGUUGAUAACUCCGAUGUAUGAUGAAUAUGGAGAGGUGAUUAUGGAAGAUGAUGGUUAUUUCUACAGUCCACAUGGCCCAGAGGGGCGCGGCAGAGGCAGGGGCCGUGGCGGCAUGCGGGGCCGGGGUCCACCAAAGAGGGUUGCAUUUAGGGACGAAGAGGAAACGGAGCCAGCUGAACCAGAAGGGGACUCCGAGCCUUCCAAGGCUGCCAAAAGGCUGAAAUCUGUCAUCAAACUCAGCAAACUCCUGGCGGCCAGCAAGAGAGGAGAGCAGCCGUCGACUGCCGCUGGCCCGUCUCCAUGGAAGAAAGCCAGGAUGUUCAAGAUGUUCGGCGUCAAGAAGAAGGAUAAAGACUAUGCCAAACUGAUGUCGGCGCGCCGUAUCGACAGCCAGGAGAGUCUGACUGAUGGCCCGUCACCUGCGGGACCAAUCGACAGCAAGUCGAGCGCCCGAAGCCAGCUCGGCAAAGUUUUGAAGAAAAUCAAGCUGGGCAGGAAGUUGCAGGCCCGUAGAAAGUCGCAGAGUAGCAUAAGUGCCACUGGCAGCGAGAGAGAUGAAGAGGCUUCUCAAGUCACCAGUGAGGAUGAGAAUAAAUCUAAAGUGUCCAUUAGUGUGACGGAAAGUGAACCAGAAGCAGUUGCGAGUGGUAGCAGUAAGGAGAAAGACUCAAAUGAUGAGUCAUCAGAGAAAAGCAGUGUGGACAGAGACUAUCUCAAAGUGGAUUUGGACCGGGACGAUGCCAACGAAAGCACUGUGGACUCAGAAGAAGAGCCAGAUGAAUUGCUGGAAGAAUCGGAUGAGGAAAGCAAGUCUAAGUCUGAGGAAGAAGAAAGUGAAAAGGGAUCGGUCAGUGAGAAAGAAUCAACGACUGGAAAAGAAUCAGAAUCAGAGAAGCCAUCAGGGACAGACAAAGAGUCAGAGACAGAGAAAGAAUCAGAGUCUGAGAAAGAGUCGGAUACAGAGAAAGAGUCAGAGUCUGAGAAAGAGUCGGAAACAGAGAAAGAGUCAGACUCGGAGAAGGAGUCAGACUCUGCCAAAGCGUCUGAUACUGAAAGAGGAACAGAAUCAGGAACAGGGACUGCAACAGAGAAGGACACAAGCACAGAAAAGGGUUCAGAAACAGAGGGUGGUUCGGAUGAGGAUUCAGAGGAAGAAGAGGCAUCAGGAAGCGCUAAAGAAAGUAGGUCUUCUGCACGUUCGUCCAUAAGAUCAUCAGCUACUGAGGCUAGCAAGGCGAGAGGUGGGAGUGGCAGCAGCAGCAUCAGUGGGAGUGGACUGGAGAGUGGGAGUGGAAGUGACAGCAGGAGUGAGAGUGGUAGCAGAACUGUCAGCGGUAGAGGUAGCGUAAGAAGUCAAAGUGCAAGCGAGAGUGCUAGUCUCAGAGGGUCUUUAUCUGGCUCCAGUUUGAGGUCAUCACAGAGAACUAAAACUUCAAGAAGUGCGUUAACAUCAGGGAAGUCCAGCGAGGAGCUUAGCGAGGCCGAAUCAGGAACAGGAACGGUCAGUGAGGUGGAAUCCGGGUCAGGAAGUGAAGGCUCUUGGUCUCGAGGGUACAGUCGCAGAAAAAUGUCCGCUGGUUCAGACUCAAUCGGAGGAUCGUCCACCAGUAGUAAGAUGACUGAAGAGAGUUCUUUGAGCGGCAAGGGAAGACCUGCAAGUACCGUGUCCUCCAGCGGGAGCUUUCGCUCCCAGAAGUCCAUCCUGACUAAUAAGUCUGAGGACACAAUAACGGAGGAAAGUGAAGAAGAAGAGUCUGAGACUGCUGAUGAAAGCAAAGAUUCAUCCGGUGAUAUCAGUAAUGAUGGCGCAUCCAGAAGGUCCAGUGUAGUAUCUGGAGGUCCUGGCCCGUCCAGCCCUUACAGCGGUCUUCCCUAUUCCUCUGAGCUCAGAAGUAUCAGCGGCACUUCUGAAGAGACCUACGCAGGACUGUCCCCAAUUUCCGAGGUGGACGAGGAUGCCAUCUCUUCUGAAAAAUCUUCACCCAGCGGCUCCGGUUUGGAGGCUGAGGACCCAGGAGAAACUGAGGCAACAUCAGAUUCUGACUCGGAGGGCAACCUGACAGCCUUCUAGGACGCACAGUGACUUUGAACUGGUGAGGAAGAAGCGAACGAUGCCGGCGGUGGAUCGGGAGAACGAGACCACGUCCACGGGAGAGGAGAGCUCCGCCGACAACCAGAGAGCGCGGCCCCCCAACAGCUACAGCAACAUCAACGGGAACAUCUACCUCGCCCAGAAC